Diuraphis noxia (Russian wheat aphid) is the source of this 3556-nucleotide messenger RNA. RefSeq names its product tudor domain-containing protein 7 tapas. The record is from RefSeq and is a predicted model, not a curated record. Lineage: Eukaryota; Metazoa; Arthropoda; Insecta; Hemiptera; Aphididae.
UUGAUGAAACGUAACUCGUUUACACUUUCAUUUUGAUGACUGUCUAAGUAUGAGAGUAUGAGAUGCCCUGCCUACACGAAUGCAAUACGUCCAUGUUUCUAUAAUAACAUUAAUAACUGCAUUACACAUUUACACCAUAAUAUUUUAAGAUACCUAUGCAUCACAAUAUUCAGUUUAUACACUUUAAGAGAAACUUAAUUGUAGGUUUGUAGAGUAUGAAAUAUUAUUUUACUUUUUGGUAACACGUUCGUGCAAGAGUGAAUAGUGACGAACGCGGUCCUAAUUAUUUGUGAAUUCAGAAUAAUUGUGAUAUCAGUUUUCAUUAUUCGCUAUUCGAUGCACUUGUGCAGUGGGCGCUACGACUUAUACUUACGAGUUAAGCUUAGGACAUACAGUAUUUGGAAUGCCGUGUUGCAGGCAGUAGUGCGGUAGUGCAGUUCCUGGAUUCACAAGUUUCCCUGCAUUCCCGCUGACAAGUGACAACUGUUUUAUCCGUUGAGUGAUUCAAUUAUAGCAGUAAUCCAAACAAAUCAGAAAAAUGGAUGACUUGGAUUCAAUCAUAAUCAACCUAAAAGCUUGUCUAAUAUCUACCAAAGGUGGAAUACAAUUAAGUCAAAUAGAAAAUGAAUAUUUUAAAGUAACUGGUGAAAGAAUUCCAUUCAGGCAGUUGGGAUUUUCAUCAUUAGAAACCUUAUUACAAUCUUCUGGAAAGUUUACAAUUAAAAAUUAUGGUGGGAAUGCUGUUGUACAAGCUGUAGUUACUAGUAAAACACAACAUUUGACUGAGCUUAUCAAAAAACAGAAAUCAAAACCCCCCAAAAAAAAACCAUUUACAGGUUUUAAAAAUGGUCCAAGAAAAUUUGUUUCUUCAAAUACCUAUAAUGGUUCUAACAGACCUAAUAAUUAUUCUAGACCAGUAAAUAAUGGUUUGAGUUAUAGACCUCCAAGAAACAAUUAUCAAAGUACUUCUGUUCCUAACAACACCAACGGUCAUAAUAAAACACAGYCAUCAUAUAGUAAUAACAAACAUAGAUUCAAUAACUUAGAGCCAAAAACAUUUGAUCAGAAUAAUUACAAAAAGCCUCAGUUUCCUUUAAAUAACUAUAGUAAUAAUACUAAGAACUAUAAUGAAAACUAUUUGCCAGACACAAAAACAAUGAAUAAUCUACCCAAUGAUAAUAGAAAAAAUGAGGUUAAAUCAGUUCCAAUUUCAAAUGAAGCAAAUUCAUUGAAUGAAAAUGCCAAAUCUUAUAAUAAAUUAGAACAAAUUCCAAUUACUAGCAGUUGCAGUAGCUUAGAAUCAACAUAUAGCUCAAGCUCUGCUAGUUACAAGCCUAAGAAUACAUCACUGGACAAACUCCAAAUUGGUGAUGCAGACAAUAUAAAUAACAAAGAUACAACUCCCAAAACACAUUUUUAUAUCCAGGAGAAUGAUAGUGAAUAUAAGAAAUUAUCACAGCAACAUAAAUCUAUUCAGAAAUUUUCAUCAAUACAAAACAUGCCGCCUAUGAAAAUAUCCACUGCUCAAAGUAGACUUGAAAAAUAUCCUAAAAAAUGUGAAGAACAAAUUAAGGUUGAUGUUGAAAGUAAGUCGAAUACAGAAAAACCAUGUGCUGCAGCUAAAGAUUUAAGUAAUGAAGUUGAAGACUUUAAAAAUGAGGUGUUUGAAGAAGACAAGGACUAUAUUAACGAAUUAGAAACAUAUUUAAAAAAUUUAAACUUAUCAGAACCAUAUUAUGAGUUUAUGGUGAAAAAAGAAAAAUCUGGGAAAAUACUUAAACUAACACACAUUUGUACUAUUAAGGUAAAUGAAAAAAGUGUUGGUAGUUCAUUCCCAGUAGAUUGUAAUACGGAUGAUUAUGCACAAAAAGUUGCUGCAAAACACGCUCUAACUACUUUAAAAAAACAAUAUGGGGAAAGUGUCAUUUAUCCAAUUACUAAUGAUAUUAAUACUAUGGCAUCUUGCGUUAAAAAGCUUUUAAAACAAGGAUAUGAAAYUACUGGUGUUAUGGGUGAUCUCUUGGAACGUAUGUAUAGAGAGGAAUUUCAUGAAAACUUGCCUAAUAAUUGGGAUCAGCUUUUAGGAGUUUUUAGUUAUUUUACAUUUGAUAAAUUUGCAGCCGCUAAUAAACUCGUUAUAUAUCUUAAUGAAACUGAAAAUAAUCAACAAAAUGGUCAUGAAUAUACAAAUAAAGAUUUUGCAGAAGAACAAAACUUUGUUCCGGGUACUCCAUUAUUAUUUGAGGACUACUCUGAAAAAUCUGUUCUCGUUUCUGCUAAUUAUGGUUCAACUAAUGUUUGGAUUCGUUUGGUUGGUCAGAGUGCAGAUGAAAACUUUAUUCAAAUGCAAGCAAAAUUUAAUGACACUAUGAACACAGCAGGCUUAAGUAUCCCUGAUCAAGUGAUUGAAGGUGAAUUUUAUGCUGUGCUUUACAAUUCAUCUUGGCAUAGAGUACAAAUAUCUUUCGCUAAUAAUGAAGAUGGUACUGUUACAUGUUUCAUGAUAGACACUGGCGAGCAAUUGAAUAUUGCCAAAGACCAGAUUUGUUACUUAGAACCAAUUUUUAUGAAACCUAAAACUCAGGCAAUUGAAUGUAUUUUAACCAGACUAGAAAAUUUUGGGACAUUUGAUGGUUUAAAAGAAUUAUUGGAUGAAAUGAUUUUGAAUAAAACAUUCUUUGUUGUACCAGAUUCUUUAGAAGAAGGAUGUGCUAGAGUCACUUUAUAUGAAAAAGGAAGAGUUAAUGUAAAUGACAUGAUUAUUCAAAGAUUUUUAGAAAAAACUUCUACUAAGCUUCCAUUAUUUGAGGAUCAAGCUAUUGUGGAUGGAAAUGUAUCAUCUAUUGUUGAGUCUGGUCAUUUAUAUUUACAAUUAAACAUUGACAUUGUUACGUCACUUGAAGAAAUUUUGCCAAAUGAUGAAAUUUUAGACCCAGAAUUUUUUUUGAAGAGUAAGGAAGAUAUUAUAAAAGACAAAGUGUACAUAACAAAGUAUGAAGCAGAUAAUAUAUGGAGCCGUGUUCAAGUUCUUGAUAUAAUUAAUGACUCUGAAGUCAAGAUAAUUUAUAUAGACUAUGGCAAUAUUGCACAAUGUGAAAUUACUAAAUUGGCUAAUUUAGAGUUGUAUGAUCCGCUUUUGACCAAGAUUGCACCUCAGGCUAUUAAAGUAUCAAUGAACUUUUUACCUCCAAAUACUAUGACUCCAGAUAUUGCCAACAAGUUAUUUUCAAUUAUUGGGAAUGAUACAGUCUUAGUGAAUACAGUCAAUGCACCCAAUGACGAUGUGCCAUGUGUUCAACUUUACAAAACCGAUCCAGAUUCACCUAAUAUACCAUACUGCAUUAACAUACCAUUAUAUCAAAGCUUGAAGAAACAAUGAAUUGGCACUCCUUAAAGGACAUUUGAUUAAUUGUUAUUAUUUAAAUCUAAAUGUGUUAGUUUGAUCUGAUGUUGUUACAUUAGUUUUAUACAAACGUUAUUUUGAGAAAGUACUCAUCAUUUUUUUUUUUUAAUUAUUAUUAUUAUUAUUAUUAUUAUUAUUAUUUAAAUCAUAUGU